Molecule: messenger RNA, 1395 nt
Organism: Anastrepha ludens (Mexican fruit fly)
Lineage: Eukaryota; Metazoa; Arthropoda; Insecta; Diptera; Tephritidae
Product: putative RNA-binding protein Luc7-like 1
Exons: 1
Coding region: 123-1169 (348 amino acids)
Biological process (GO): mRNA splice site recognition
Cellular component (GO): U1 snRNP; U2-type prespliceosome
Molecular function (GO): mRNA binding
Source: RefSeq, a predicted model, not a curated record
AAGCUCCAUUUUGUAUCGAAUGUAUUAUACGAUUGUGUAAAUUUCUUCCCUAGACAAGGUUACUGAAAUCUGGCGAAAAUACUCGGGUGGAAAAUAUAACUUAAAUAUUGAAGCAAAUUAAAAUGUCAGCCACGGACCAAAUGAGGGCAAUGCUCGACCAAUUAAUGGGCACAACUCGUAAUGGAGAUGAUGGACGCGGCCUGAAGUUUUCUGAUUCCCGUGUAUGUAAAAGUUUUUUACUUGAUUGUUGUCCUCAUGAUAUUCUCGCUUCAACUCGCAUGGAUCUAGGAGAGUGCCCAAAAGUUCAUGAUCUUGCUUUCAGAGCUGAUUAUGAAAGCGCCGCCAAGUCGCAUGAUUUUUAUUACGAUAUAGAAGCGAUGGAACAUCUGCAAGCUUUUAUAGCAGAUUGUGACCGACGUACAGAAUCUGCAAAACAGCGUCUUAAAGAAACACAAGAGGAACUAACUGCUGAGGUGGCUGAAAAAGCAAAUGCCGUACAUGCUUUAGCAGAAGAAAUCGGUAAAAAACUAGCUAAGGCCGAAGCGCUAGGAGAAGCAGGCGAAGUUGAGGAGAGUAUGUCCCUAAUGAAAGAAAUAGAGGAAUUGCGCACUAAAAAAAUUAAAGCAGAACACGAAUAUCGCACAUCAAUGCCUGCUUCAACCUAUCAACAACAAAAGUUGCGAGUAUGUGAGGUAUGUUCUGCCUAUUUAGGUAUACAUGAUAAUGAUAUACGACUGGCUGAUCACUUUGGAGGUAAGCUUCAUUUGGGUUUUCUCACUAUACGUGAAAAAUUGGUGGAGCUAGAAAAAAGCGCUGGUCCACGUAAGGCUGAACUUAAACGUAGUGGAAAAAUGAAUGAGCGUGGUGACGACAGACAGCGGUCUCGGUAUUUCGUGGGUGGUCGAGAGCUAGACCGACGUUCUCGUGUACAUCGAUCGAGAUCUAGAGAUCGAACUCGACGUAAUGAGCGUGGAGGGGGUGCAAGUAGUUCUGACAGUCGAUCCGAGAGGCGUGCAGAAAAGGAUAAAGAAAGAGAAAGGGAUCAUGACCGGCGAGGAAAUGCGGUAUCACCUGUCAGAGAAGAAAGAAGGCGUUCAAGAUCACGAUCUCGAGCACAUAACUACAGUUCUCGACGGAGGUCUCACUCACAUGAGCGUCAUCGCCGCUAAGGAGAACAGGAUUGCAGAAAACUGAAACUAUCUGUUGAAUUAGAUAACACUUUAUUCGACGGCAACUACAUUUGAUUUUAAUGUGUACAUGAAGAUUCCGGUAGCACGUAUGUAAUUAAUUAAAAUAUUUUACGUAUUUCAUUAUGUAACUAAUCAUAAAUUCAAUUCAAUGUUUUCUUUUUGCGAUUUCUUGAAUAAAAUCUCUUUCUCGAUUAUAGAAAUCAUA